Molecule: messenger RNA, 2566 nt
Organism: Acinonyx jubatus (cheetah)
Lineage: Eukaryota; Metazoa; Chordata; Mammalia; Carnivora; Felidae
Gene: DOK1
Product: docking protein 1
Exons: 5
Coding region: 657-2132 (491 amino acids)
Biological process (GO): positive regulation of MAPK cascade; cell surface receptor protein tyrosine kinase signaling pathway
Cellular component (GO): cytoplasm
Source: RefSeq, a predicted model, not a curated record
CCUGCUCAAUGAAGCUUUCUUUUCCCGCGGGUUGGAGGCCGGGCAGCUGCGGUCAGUGAGCUAGACACGCAAAAGGCCAUGGGGCCGCUGACCGGCCCGAACGGCGGCCCCCGGGGCGGCGGGAGUCCGCGGCUCAGCUCCGGGCUCCGGGAAGCCUUCCAGUCCCCAGCCCCCAUCCUUCCCCCAAGUCCCGGGCUCCGCGGAGUGUAAACAGCCCGACUCCAGCCGGGCUGGGGGCGGGUCCGGUCAGGGGAACCGAGGCUAUGAAAGCCCACAUAGUCCCUCCGGUGCCCCAGAAUGCCCACUGGCGUUUUCGGAGUGACGUCACGGCCUUCACUCUGACGUCACGUUGAGCAUACGACGUCGUACACAACCCCUAAGCCCAGGCGCGCCAGAGCCCUCUGGUCGAAACCGCGAGCUUUCUUUUGGUGAAGUCACUUGUGCGCGUCCCAGGACUGUGGGCAGGGGCCUAAGGGUGGUGCACCGCCAACUUAUCUGGGGACCCCCUCCCCUUUCUUCCUGCUCCUCUCCUGGCUCCCCCUGAGCGGUCCGCGAAGGCCGGGGGAGGGGCGGGAACGCCUCCGGAGGCCCGGCCCCGCCCCCGCCCCGCCUCUAGCCCGCAGGGCCAGGAAGCGCGGAAGGAACCGCCCGGGGCCAUGGACGGGGCUGUGAUGGAAGGGCCGCUCUUUUUGCAAAGUCAGCGUUUCGGUACCAAGAGAUGGAGGAAGACCUGGGCCGUGCUCUAUCCUGCCAGUCCCCACGGCGUAGCGCGGCUCGAGUUCUUUGACCACAAGGGGUCGGGCGCUGGAGGGGGCCGAGGGGGCUCGCGCCGCCUGGACUGCAAGGUGAUCCGUCUGGCAGAGUGUGUGAGCGUGGCCCCCGUGGCUGUGGAGAGCCCCCCUGAGCCCGGCGCUUCAGCUUUCCGCCUGGACACUGCGCAGCGCUCCCACCUGCUGGCGGCAGACGCGCCGUCCAGCGCCGCCUGGGUGCAAACGCUGUGCCGAAACGCCUUUCCGAAAGGCAGUUGGGCUCUGGCGCCUGCUGAGAACCCACCCAAGCUUUCUGCCUUGGAGAUGCUGGAAAACUCGCUGUAUAGCCCCACCUGGGAAGGAUCCCAGUUCUGGGUAACUGUACAGAGGACUGAAGCCGCUGAGCGCUGUGGCCUGCAUGGCUCCUAUGUGCUGAGGGUGGAGGCUGAGAAGCUGACUCUCCUGACCAUAGGGGCCCAGGGUCAGAUACUGGAGCCACUCCUUUCCUGGCCUUAUACUCUGUUGCGCCGCUAUGGCCGGGACAAGGUCAUGUUCUCUUUUGAGGCUGGCCGCCGCUGCCCUUCAGGCCCUGGAACCUUCACCUUCCAGACAGCACAGGGGAAUGAUAUCUUUCAGGCGGUUGAAACUGCUAUUCACCGGCAGAAGGUCCAGGGAAAGGAUGGUCAAGGGCAGGACAGUCUCAGAGCCGAUUCCCAUGAAGGAGAAGCGGCAGAAGGGAAGUUGGUGUCCCUCCCUGGCGCUCAGGAACUCCCGGGCACUCCUCCGGCCCUGUAUGCUGAACCCUUAGACUCACUGCGCAUUCCUUCAGGCCCUUCCCAGGAUUCCCUAUACUCAGACCCCCUGGACAGCACCCCUGCUCGGGCAGGGGAGGCAGCACAGUUAAAGAAACCUCUUUACUGGGACUUGUACCAGCAUGUGCAGCAGCAGUUGCUGAAGGCCAAGCUGACGGACCCCAAAGAGGACCCCAUCUAUGAUGAACCUGAGGGCCUGGCCCCAGCUGCUCUCCGGGGCCUUUAUGAUUUGCCUCAGGAGCCCAAGGAUGCAUGGUGGUGCCAGGCUCGAGUGAAGGAGGAGGGCUACGAGCUCCCCUAUAACCCUGCCACUGAUGACUAUGAAGUGCCACCGCCUCCUCGGAGCACAAAGCCCCUCCUGGCUCCCAAGCCCCGGGGCCGGCCCUUCCCUGAGCCUGGAGUUGCAGCUGGUGGCGGUGGCAGUGGCGGUGGCGGUGGCAGAGGCCACAGUUCAGACACUGUCCUGUACAGCCAGGUCCAAAAGAGCGGUGGUGCCCCGGGGAGCUGGGACUGUGGGCUGUCCAGGGCAGGGGCUGAAGGGACCAAGGCCAAGGCAGAGAGCUCCACAUGAGAGGGCGAAACUGGGGACACUGUGGGAGGACCACGGGAAGGUGGCACUGGGGAUCAAAGAUACUUGUUAGGACCUGCAGGAACCAGAGGGCCGGAAGGUCCUGUGUGAGCCAGCCCAGGGCACCAGGGGGACCAGGGGAGUCAAGGGGAGGAUGAUCAAUCUCAAGAAGUCCUGAAAGUGGGACAGGUGGCAGGGGUGAGGGACAGGACUUGGGAGAGACCGGCACCCCUAAGUCAUCCUCCCGAAAGGAAUGGACAGCGCUGGACCAGGUCUAUGAAGAGGGGUGCUUGCUCUGAGUUGGUGCAGUCAAAGGGGCCUACAUGGAGGCUACAGGGAGCUGCUGAACUGUGCCUGGAUCCUGACCCCUGCAUUGUUCUUUGCCAGAGACAUAGAUUUUAAAAAGUUUAUUCUCAUUAAAGUCAGUUUGGGUUUAA